This is a messenger RNA of Olea europaea var. sylvestris, 1506 nucleotides long. RefSeq lists its product as uncharacterized. The coding region runs from base 279 to 1373 and encodes 364 amino acids. The transcript has 3 exons. The record is from RefSeq and is a predicted model, not a curated record. NCBI's taxonomy places the organism in Eukaryota, Viridiplantae, Streptophyta, Magnoliopsida, Lamiales, Oleaceae.
GGGAUAUGUCAAAUAAUUAACUUGAAUUCCUUGUUAAUUUGACAAAAUCACUAUUCACCUUUACAGUUAAGCUAGUUUAAUCAUGUCAAGAGUCAGGUGACAUCUAUAUUAAGCUGUGCCUAUUUAACUUUGGCGACUACUUGAUUUGCACCCUAAUCAUAGCAAUCCCCCCUUGUGUGUACAAGCUGAAUCCCUGAAAAUAGUUACGUAAGAAUUAUUUUCAACGCUAUUCUUUGUGAUAACCGCCGUAGAUCUGAUGGAAUCUCCGGAAAAUCCAGAUGGAUGGUAAUGAAACAUCUCAAAAUCUGAACAAAAGCUCGGCAAGGUGGGAUGAGUUUGCUAAACUUAAGUUUGUUGAAUUGUGUGAAGAAGAGAUUUCCAAAGGAAAUCGACCUCGAACCUACUUAUCAAAGGAUGGAUGGGAUAAUUUAGUUAGAAGAUUUAAGAUCAUGACUGGCCGGAGCUAUAACAAGAAACAAAUGAGAAAUCAUUGGGAUUCAAUAAAAUUGGAGUGGUGUCUUUUUAAAGAUCUGAUGCGAGGACAAACUGAAAUUGGCUGGGACGAGGCAAGAAAAACAAUUGUUGCCAAUGACAAGUGGUGGGAAGAAAGGAUUCAGGUGAACGAGAAAUUCAAAAGAUUCAGAAAUAGAGAUUUAUCUUUAAUAUGUAGAUACGACGUCCUAUUUUCUGACGUUGUAGAUACUGGAUCUAAGGGACGUACACCCGAUAGUCGGUUUUAUGUAGGAGGACCGAAGAAAGAGGCUGCAUAUGAUGAAGUUGAAGGUAGUGGUAAUAAUGACGAGUGCUUAAAAUUGAUAGUAGCUGGGCAAUCAAGGGAAAAUCCUGAAAACUACAUGCUUCCUGCAGCCGGGCAAUCAAGGGAAAUUCAUGAAAAUUGCAUACUCCCAGCAGCUGGGCAGUCAAGACAAAAUCAUGAAAAUAUCAUAUUUCCCUUGGCAGGGCAAUCAAGGGAAAAUCAUGAAAAUUGUGUAUCUCCCUUAGCAGAGCAAUCAAGGGAAAAUCGUGAAAAUUACAUGUUACCAUCUUCCUCGUUCGCAAAAAGAAAAUCAAGCAACAGGUCAGAAACGAGGAAAUCAAGGUCUUCCUCGUUGCGGGAUGAUAUUGAGAACCUUGCGAAUUUGAUUUCUGCCAAGAUUGGUGGUCCUGGACCCUCCAUCGAGGAGUGCUUGGGCGUGCUACGCAAGAUUGAUGGACUUGCCGUUGGAAGUCCAACAUAUUUCUACGCGUGCAACUUCCUUUGUGACAAAGAAAAUAGGGAAAUGUUUGUUGCAAUUGGAGAUGAUACAACACGAUACAAUUGGAUUAUAUAUAACUAUAAUAUCUCGAAAUCAAACAAUCCAAGGUUGCCAUGAUCUAGUUCACUGUUAAGUUUUCAAUAUUUCCGGGCAUGUUGAUCAAUAUUUCGAUGAAUAGGUUAUGUAAAACAGAUCGAGACUUAUUUAUGUUGUAUGAAUUAUGUAAGCUUUCUUGCAAUCUAUCUUAUUA